This is a messenger RNA of Corvus hawaiiensis (hawaiian crow), 2487 nucleotides long. RefSeq names its product SRP receptor subunit beta (gene SRPRB). Gene Ontology annotation, cellular component: signal recognition particle receptor complex. NCBI's taxonomy places the organism in Eukaryota, Metazoa, Chordata, Aves, Passeriformes, Corvidae. Gene Ontology annotation, biological process: protein targeting to ER. The transcript is spliced from 7 exons. The record is from RefSeq and is a predicted model, not a curated record. Bases 35 to 805 code for a protein of 256 amino acids.
AAGCGGAAGCGUGGCGUGGCCACGUGUGCGGGCCAUGGCGGGCGGGCUGGAGCCGCACCUGGAGGCGCUGCGGCGGGAGCUGCGCGGCCCCGCUGUGCUCUCCGUGCUCAUCGCGCUCAUCGCCGUCGCCAUCACCUUCCUGAUCUGGCGGUUCGUGCAGGGUAGGAGGAGUAGCCGGAAGGCCGUGCUGCUGCUGGGCCUCUGCGACGCGGGGAAGACGCUGCUUUUCGCGCGGCUGCUGUCGGGGCGGUACCGCGACACCCAGACCUCGAUCACCGACAGCUCCGCCGUGUACAGGGUCAGCCGGGACAAGAGCACUAAUGUGACCUUGAUCGACCUUCCAGGCCAUGAGAGUUUGAGGCUGCAGUUCUUGGAGAGGUUCAAGGCCGCAGCCAGAGCCAUCGUGUUCGUGGUGGACAGCGUGGCCUUCCAGCGGGAGGUGAAGGAUGUGGCAGAAUUCCUGUACCAGGUGCUGGUGGACAGCACCGUGCUCAGGAACGCGCCCGCGCUGCUCAUCGCCUGCAACAAGCAAGAUGUCACAAUGGCAAAAUCAGCAAAACUCAUCCAGCAGCAGCUGGAGAAAGAGCUCAAUACCCUGCGGGUGACCCGUUCUGCAGCCCCCACCAGCCUGGAUGGCUCAGCCACAGGGGGCCCUGCCCAGCUGGGGAAGAAGGGCAAGGACUUCGACUUCUCCCAGCUGCCCAUGAAGGUGGAAUUUGUGGAGUGCAGUGCUCGAGGCAGCAAGGGAGAGGACGGAGAGGCUGACCUGGAGGGCCUCGAGAAGUGGCUGGUGAAGGUGGCCUGAAGAGAGACUGACAGGGCUGGGGGGUUGAAGGGAAAAAGGUGGUCUGGAGCACUCAAAUCUCAUCUUGAUGUAAAAAGAAGGAACUUCAGCUGGAAGUCAGCACUGUGGUGUCUUCCUCUGCUGCUCGUGGGCUUGGGAGCGACGUGACAAUUGCUGGUGUGAUUCCCUCUGACUGUCCCUUCGUGCUGCAAUGUUUUUAUCCUCUCCCCUCUUCCCUUGCCCUCCUCUGGCCUGCUGACCCUCUGGGCUUCUCUUUUUCCUUAAUCUUUAGGCUUUCAUUUGGUAGUUGCCAAGCAAAUUAGGAAGGAGUGCACUGGCAGGUGAGUUUUAGAGACUGGAGUGUGCCUGGUGUUUCCUGCUGUGGUUUAGACUCCUGCUGCCUCUCAGAGCCACUGACUGCCUUAUGGCUGGGGCUGCUGGGGAGCUCCCUAAGUUAGGCAGGCAUUGAGAGAGUAUAAAAAGCUGGUUUCCUCUUUGUCUCUACCUUCCCAUUUUUCCAAACUGGUGCAGCCCCAUUUCUGUGGGGCUGGAGGAGUGUGAAAUGCCCAAACCAGGCUGCCUGCCCUGCUUUACUCCUGCUUUACUCCUGCUUUACUCUGGGCCCGUGUCUGGCGAUUUCCUCUCUUGAUCAGCUCCUGGGCGUUUUUCUUCAGCUGAGGGCCGUGUCCUGAAAGCUUCACUCUGCUUCUCCUUCCAGGCUCUCCUCCCAGAGCCACGAAGGAACACUUUUAAGAGUGGCAGAGCUACGGGGGGUCGUGGCACGAACCUGUGAGGUGGGCACAAUUUCAGAUCCAUACCUGCAUCCAGUGUGGGACCUGUGGUGCCAGGCACUUGCUGUGCAGGCUCCUGCUGCCUCCUGUCCCGUGGCUGCAGGAAGGUCUGUCUUUGUGUCUAAUUAGUCAGCACUUGUGGCAGAGUGAGAGGGAAAGUCAAGGAGCUGCCAGCACGUGCGUGUGCUUCCUCCUCCUCCUGACGGAGAUGCUCAAGGAAGAGGGGAAAGGGGAGGUUUUCCCAGUUUGUGUCUCACUGCACAUUGCAGAGUCCUCGUGCAGUGACAUUUUCCCUUUCUUUGUGGCUUCCCCUGUUGCUUUAGGGUUGAGGAGGUGGCUGGCUCCUGGCAGACCCUUUUUGUAGUUUGCAGCCCCCUCUUCCCCCGUGGUUUGAUGCCUCCUUCAUCACUCAACUCAUCUGUUCUCUUUUUUUUCUCUUUUUUCUCUGUAUCUGUGUUCUUUUCCUUCUCUGGGGCUUUUCCUGCCUCCCUGCAGCAUUGCCAAGUGUUGGGAAGAGCAGGAGCAGCCUUCAGCAAAGCUCUGUGCCUGUAAUGGAGCUGGUCCUUGCAUUUCCAGCCUCGGGAACCAUCCAUGCAGGAGGUGGGGAGGGUGAUAUUUACCAAACACGUUACAUUCUUCUGUUUCCUGCAGGCAGAGUCCUGUUGGAACAUGUUUGUCAUGCUUUGAACUGCUUUAGCUGGAGGUCUUGGGCUGCCUGCUUUGAAUCCAUAAUGCUGAAGUGGUUUUGGGUGAAAAAUUGCUGUUUCUUUUUGUGGUUCUUGCAAAGACGCAGAGGCCAAGCACCAGCUUCAGCUUAAGGAGGGGGGAGGGGGGGAGAUACCAUGAGGCCAUGGUGGGUUUUAAGUUAUUCUUUUAAAAAGUAUUCCUUAAGUAAAUUCUCUUUUGCUUAAA